AUGAGUCCCCCAGACAGUGGAAUUUCUUUGUCCGGUCUCUCAGAGGUCGAACCUGGCACAAAGGCUUCAAUUGCCUCGCAGCAAUCCUAUAUUACUCAUACUUCGUCUGGUCCUUCUGCCAACUCCAUUACAACACAUCCGCCUGGAGCCCAUAGAAAUUUGGGCACUGGCCCUCCAGUUUUAGGCGGAAUGUCAACCGGUUAUUUUUCCGCCACCCCUGAACGCAAUUUGUCUUCGUCCAGCUCAUUAGUGUCUGGGCGAUCUGCGGACACAAAAACAGCUAUAGCUGCUACGAGUGGUAGUGCGUCGGCCUUAAUUACAGAUCUGGCCAUAACAGAGCUCCGUCAUCCAGCCAAUCCGUUUGACGACGACACAGGCGAUUCUUUAUUUCCAACCUGUGUAGACUCUGCUGAUGAGGCUCUAUUGCCUGGCAACCCUUUUGGUGACGAGGCUUUAGGCCAUAGCCCACCACAGACCACAAAGCAGUCUCGAUCACCCCCUCUUCUAAAUCCUUUCGACUGA
This is a messenger RNA of Protopolystoma xenopodis, 522 nucleotides long. The record is from the annotation of a GenBank genome assembly. NCBI's taxonomy places the organism in Eukaryota, Metazoa, Platyhelminthes, Monogenea, Polystomatidea, Polystomatidae.